AUGGAGUCAGAACUAGUGUAUCCCGACUGCUACGACGCCGAAUCGCAAACGCCUCUGACACCAUUAGAGAGUAUUCGCUGCGACGUAGAAUACGUCAAACAUCUCAUAUCAAAUAUCCAAGACAACAUGUUCAACAUCACCCAAGCGCUAGACAAGCUACAAUCAAUUCCCGAAUCAGCGGAAACAGACAUCAUGUCAAGUACUCCAUGGUCGACUCUUACGACCCCAAAUGCUACAUGGGGCGAAACACAACCAAAGCCCGAUCCUCCUCUAUUUUCCGAAUGGAAGAAGAGGAAAAUAGGAGAGGAAAUGGAAGGAGAAGAUCAAUCAGAGAAAUUCUGGCCGAGACCUUGGACUUCGUAUACCGGGUAUAUGGCCGAGGGAGAAGAGGAUUCGGAGUUACCUGGUAACUCGCCAUCUACGGCUGCAGGAUUGGAAAUCGAUGAUGAUAAUUUGGAACAUGGUGGAGAGCAGGAUUUGGAAGGUCUGAUUGGCGGGAGUGACUCCAACGAGGAGCUGGAAAGGGAUAUUGAGAUUGAGUUGAAUAGGGCGCUUUUUGGUGACAAGGGAGAUGGUGACCGGAAGUCUAUACCGACUGCGAGUGUGUCAUUCCCGAGGUCGAAAAAUGCCCUCGAUAUGAGGAGAAAGAUGGAUAUCAGAAAUGCAAGGAUUUCAAGAAAGAAAAGGUUAUGCAGAAGGGAAUUUGUACGGGGUUCGAAGGCGCAUGUGCGCAUGUGCGCAGGGUUUGUUGAGGAAGAGGUUGUGCGCUGUUGCGAAAAAGGGGUUUUGGGGGUUGGGAAUGUGAAGGAGGUGGAAGGGGAUAAUUUGGAUGUAGAAGUGUAG
This is a messenger RNA of Mollisia scopiformis, 843 nucleotides long. RefSeq lists its product as uncharacterized. The transcript is spliced from 2 exons. NCBI's taxonomy places the organism in Eukaryota, Fungi, Ascomycota, Leotiomycetes, Helotiales, Mollisiaceae. The coding region runs from base 1 to 843 and encodes 280 amino acids. The record is from RefSeq and is a predicted model, not a curated record.